Molecule: messenger RNA, 4193 nt
Organism: Telopea speciosissima
Lineage: Eukaryota; Viridiplantae; Streptophyta; Magnoliopsida; Proteales; Proteaceae
Product: probable ubiquitin-conjugating enzyme E2 23
Exons: 9
Coding region: 267-3767 (1166 amino acids)
Source: RefSeq, a predicted model, not a curated record
UUGUAGCUAUGAACUUUAUAUGAAUCCGUGGAAAAGUUUUAGUUUAACAUGACGUGGGAAGUAUACUACUUUCUUUCAUGAAUUUCUAAGUUGAGCGAUCGGUUUGGUUCCUGUUUCAGGGACAAUAGAUGCAAAAUGCUGCUCCAAUUCUGAUGAAUAUCACGAAUAUCUAGGUUCUCAAGAUAUAUAUGCAUGCCUUUUGAUUCUUAUGAUCAUAGAAAUAGCUGUUGACGAAAUCAUCCUGAACUUUUGAUCCAAAGACUCAGAUGGAGAAUGGGCAUUACAAUGGUACUGCCAGUGUUUUGGAGCCUACUCCAACUGUAAAUGAUCAGAGCAACUUGAAGGUGACAGUUUGUGCAACAAAUGGUUUUACUUCAGGGCCAACUGGAAAUUGUAAAAGUCAAGAAGCAAUUAGACUACGGGAGGUUGCAGUUAACCAGACCAAUGUGGCAUGUGUUUACAGACAAGAUGUUGUGAGGUGCAACAAAGAUUGGAGUCGAAUUGGGGUUGUGACAGAAGUUGCUGGUGAUUCUGAUUCAGAAAGCGACAUUACCGAUGAUGAUGAUGAUGAUGAUGAAGAAGAAGAUGAUGAUGAUGAUGACGAAUAUGAUGAUUAUGAUGACGGUGUUGAUGAUGAUGGUUGUGAUUAUGAUGAGCUUGAUGGUGAUUCUAAUGGGAAUGGCAACAGGAAUGGAAGAGGUGUUUCAAAGAGUGACCCUCUUCGAGCUGACCAAGUCAGGGUGUUUUGGAUGGAUCGCUCUGAGACAGCACACAAUCUCAAUGACAUAACUGUUGUAGAUAGAGGCGUUUUGUAUGGGGAUGUUGUUGCGGCUGCUUCGGACCCAACAGGACAAGUGGGUGUUGUGGUGGAUGUCAAUAUCUCCGUUGAUUUAUUAGCUGCUGAUGGAUCCAUCAUAAAGGAUGUAUCCUCCAGAGACUUGAAACGUGUACGAGAAUUCUCUGUUGGUGAUUAUGUGGUUCUUGGUCCUUGGUUGGGUAGAGUUGAUGAUGUUCUAAACAAUGUAACUGUGUUAUUUGAUGAUGGGGCUAUGUCUAAAGUCACGAAAGCUGAUCCUCUGCGGCUCAAACCAGUUUCCAAGCACAAUCUUGAAGAUGGGCAUUUUCAAUACUACCCAGGUCAGCGGGUAAGAGCAAGUUCUUCAUCGGUUUUCAAGAAUGCUAGAUGGCUUUUUGGGCUGUGGAGAGCUAGCCGUUUGGAAGGUACUGUUACUAAAGUUACUGCUGGGUCUGUGUUUAUCUACUGGAUAGCGUCUGCUGGCGCUGGGUCUGGUUCUGGUUCCGCGAAAACUCCUGCUGAGGAGCAGAAUCCAAAGAAUCUGAAACUAUUAUCAUGUCUUGCACAUGCCAAUUGGCAGCUUGGUGACUGGUGUCUAUUCCCGUUGCAUUCUCAAUCAUCUUCCAAUCAACAGGAUACAGGUUCAACAGGAGUAAAACCUGAAGAUCCUAUUAUUGAUGGACUUGUGUCAGCUGAUCCGGGAAGUGGAUAUGGAUCAGAAGAGGGCAUUGAAGAGAAAUUAGGUGUGGAUUGCCCAUCAUCUCAAGACACUGAAGCCAUGGAUCUUGAUACAGCCUUUAUGUUGGAUGAAAAAAGUGGAAAUAUGGAAAACAAUGUCUCACCGGAAUGUAGCUCUUGUGGUGUCUUGUCAGGAUCAAAGGAACCUGUGCAUGAAAAUUGGCCUAUUCAUCGCAAAAAAAUCCGUAGAGUCGUGGUUAGAAGAGAUAGGAAGGCUCGAAGAAAAGAAGAAAAUUUUGAAAGAGCCCUUGUGAUAGUAAAUACCAAGACAAGAGUAGAUGUAGCUUGGCAAGAUGGAAAGACAGAACUUGGGCUGGAUUCAACCACUUUAAUUCCAAUUGAUACUCCUGGGGAUCAUGAUUUUCUUGUGGAACAGUACGUGGUGCAAAAGGCCUCAGAUGACAGUGAUGAAACUAGUGAAGUGAGGCGUGUUGGGGUUGUGAAGAGUGUUAAUGCAAAGGAGAAAACAGCCAUUGUGAGGUGGUUAAAGCCAGUAGCUAGGCCGGAAGACCCCCGGGAGUUCAAUAAGGAGGAAGUGGUAAGCGCGUAUGAACUUGAGGCACAUCCAGAUUAUGAUUAUUGUUAUGGGGAUUUUGUUGUUCGGUUGUCUCCAGUUUCAACUUCUGGUCAAGCUGUUGGUUUGAGGAACUCCAUUGAGGAAUUAAAGCAACACGCACCAAAUGAAGUUAAGCGGGACCUAAAAAGUCAUCCUGGAUGUGAGGACGUAGAUGAAACGUCCAAUGAUGAAACCUAUGCCGAAUUCUCAGAUCUCUCUUGGGUAGGAAAUAUAACUGGCCUUAAAGAUGGUGACAUUGAAGUUACAUGGGCUGAUGAGAUGGUUUCUACGGUUGGGCCUCAAGCAAUCUAUGUGGUUAGUCGGGAUGAGGAUGAAGCUGGGAGUGAAGUUAGUGAUGAUGCGGCGAGUUGGGAAACAGUUAAUGAAGAAGAAAUGGAUGUGCUUGAGAAUUGUGAAGAGGAUGCUGAACUGCAAAGUGCCAUUGACAACAAUCCUGAGGCAGAAAACAGCAAAACAGUUCAUUCAGGAGAGAACAGUUCUGGACGAAAUGGACCGCUAUCUAUAUCAUUAGCUGCCCUUGGGUUUAUUGCGAGACUUGUCAGUGGCUUUUUCUCAAGGGGAAGAAAACAGACAGAUCCUCUGUGUUCAGAAUUUGGGGAUGAGACUGCAGCUGAAUCACAGAAUGAGAGAAGAAGAGUAACAAAUUCUGCCUCCAGUUCUCAGGAAUCUAAUGCAGUGGAUGGUUAUGGUCCUCAAACUACUGAACAUGCCUUAGUGGGUGCGGAUGUAUUGGAUGCAACAGAAUCUUUAUGCAGCUUACGGUCUAAAGAACCAGAUGCUUUCAGCAUGACAACAAGUCAUGAGGAUGGUGCUUGCAGCUUCAAACGUUUUGAUACUGCUAAAGAUCCUUUGGACCACUACUUUAUUGGUUCAAAUGGACAGAAUAACAAUGGAAGGAAGUGGCUCAAGAAGAUUCAGCAAGAUUGGGCUGUUCUUCAGAAGAACCUUCCAGAAGGGAUAUACGUGCGAGUUUAUGAAGAUCGAAUGGAUCUCUUAAGGGCUGCCAUUGUUGGAGCGUAUGGGACACCUUACCAGGAUGGCUUGUUCAUCUUUGAUUUUCAUCUUCCACCUGAGUAUCCUCAGGUUCCGCCGUCAGUGCAUUAUCAUUCUGGUGGCUGGAGGAUAAACCCUAAUCUAUAUGAGGAUGGCAAGGUCUGCCUUAGUCUUUUAAAUACCUGGGCUGGCCGAGGAAAUGAAGUCUGGGACCCAUCAUCCUCAAGCAUCCUUCAAGUCCUGGUUUCUCUCCAGGGUUUGGUGCUUAAUUCUAAGCCAUACUUCAAUGAAGCUGGGUUUGACAAACAAGUUGGGACUACGGAAGGAGAAAAGAAUUCAUUAUCCUACAAUGAGAACACUUUCUUGUUAAAUUGCAAGUUGAUGACGCAUCUUCUGCGAAGGCCUCUCAAGGACUUCGAAGAGCUCAUAAAAGACCAUUUCCAGAUGCGUGGUUCUUACAUCCUUAGAGCGUGUGAUGCCUAUAAGAAAGGCUAUUUAAUUGGUUCUCUGUCAAAGGAUGCUUCCAUAAGUGACAAGGGUGAAGCAAAUUCAACUUCUGUUGGUUUCAAGCUGGUGUUGGCUAAGAUACUGCCUGGUCUACUUCUGGCACUAAAAAAGGUUGGAGCUGACUAUCAUGAAUUCAAGCACCUGGAGCAGUCAUAGUGGAGAAUAUCUUCAAAAAGAGCUAACCUCCCAAAAUCUUUCUUUGAUUCAAGGUCAGCUCCUCUAAUUUAUGGUGUUGAUUAUUUUCAAGAACUUCCCCAAUGUAAAGUUUAGCUGAUAUAUAGAAACGUUGGAUCUGCAUAAUCCAUGCAAGAGGCAUCCUCUGUCAUGUUUGAGAGCUUGUCUGAACCAUAAUGUUUCUUCAUUCUUUAUUUUUAGUAGAUAGAGUUCUUUAGAGCAAAGUUACGGGGUCUCCUCUGUGUCAUAGUGAAAAUUUUUCUCUGUGAUAAAAUCCCAGAGAUUGGGAGCAAGUAUAUAUAGUCUUGCAAUCAGCCUUUCACUUGUAGUUGACACAUUCACAUUGAUUUGGUAUAAUGGGAUAUCAAUUUAUCAUAUACAAGAAAAAGAUUUCUUUUCAGGUGCUUC